AUGGCCACCGAAUUGGCAGUCCAGAGCGAGCGCGCCUACCAGAAGCAGCCACACAUCUUCACCAACCACAAGCGCGGCAGCAAAGCAGCAAAGUCCACGAAGGUCGGCAAGGGCGGCAGGAGAUGGUUCAAGGACGUCGGACUGGGCUUCAGGACGCCCAAGCAGGCGAUUGAGGGAAAGUACAUUGACAAGAAGUGCCCCUUUACCGGCAUGGUCUCCAUCCGCGGUCGUAUCCUCACCGGCACCGUCGUCAGCACCAAGAUGCACCGCACCAUCGUCGUCCGCCGCGAAUACCUCCACUUCAUCCCCAAGUACUCCCGUUACGAGAAGCGCCACAACAACCUCGCAGCGCACGUCAGCCCAGCGUUCCGUGUGGAGGAGGGUGACAGAGUGACUGUGGGACAGUGCCGGCCGUUGAGCAAGACUGUGCGAUUCAAUGUGCUGCGUGUGCUGCCACGUACGGGCAAGGCUGUGAAGCAGUUCAACAAGUUCUAG
This is a messenger RNA of Saxophila tyrrhenica, 495 nucleotides long. RefSeq names its product 40S ribosomal protein S11-B (gene RPS11B). The coding region runs from base 1 to 495 and encodes 164 amino acids. The record is from RefSeq and is a predicted model, not a curated record. Gene Ontology annotation, biological process: translation. Gene Ontology annotation, cellular component: ribosome; cytosolic small ribosomal subunit. NCBI's taxonomy places the organism in Eukaryota, Fungi, Ascomycota, Dothideomycetes, Mycosphaerellales, Extremaceae. The transcript has 3 exons. Gene Ontology annotation, molecular function: structural constituent of ribosome.